AUGGCCACAGCAACCUCAUCCUCGGCUUCCUCGCACACCAGGAGCAAUCUUGGUCCGCUUACCACCACAUUCACAGCGCCAAGCUAUUGUGGCAACGUCAUUGCCGAAUGCGACUCGUGCGAUAAUGGAUGGGUUGCCCAAACGUGUAUAAAUAAUGCUGAAUAUGCCGCGGAUGAUACCGCAUGCUGGCCGUAUACAACAAGCGCAGCUCCGAAAGCUAACCCCCCUUUCAAGGGAUGGGGAUUCUAUUCCCCAGGUAUCGCCUGCCCAAGUGGCUACAAGCCGGCUUGUUCUUAUUCAGUCGGUCAGGAAGGAGGAUUCGAUUUCCAAUUUCAAAUAACAGCAUCAGAAAUAGCAGUAGGCUGCUGCCCAACUGGCUACACCUGUGGGAACGGCUAUGCUCAGACCUGUCGCUCUGUGGCUAGUUCUACGUCACUAUUGACCGGAAUUUGCCCAGGAGGCGGAAGUGCCAUCAACUACGCCUUCAAAACGAUACCGUUCCCCGUUGGUAGUUCCAUCGUGGCCAACUAUACAAUACAAGCACCACUUUUCCAGCUCGUAUACCAGCCUUCAGAUCUAACGUCCACUCCUCCGGGGUUCCCUAUGGCGACAGCAGCACCGACAAGUUCUCCCAGCUCCACGGAUGUCCAGAACAGCACGAUAAUUUCCGCGAAUAGCACAGGCACUCGUCUAUCAGCAGGAGCGGCUGCUGGAAUCGGCGUAGGUGGAGCGGUGGCCGUGAUGAUUGUUGCAAUAUUGUCUUACCUCUUAUGGCGGUCGAAACGGAAGAGCAAGACGCUGCCCACGGUUAUUAACAGCACGACCACACCAAUGACGCCGUACUCGUACUACUCGCAGCCGUACGAAGGCGCACACACACCUGCGCCGAGCUACGUUUAUUCAGAACUGUCGCCGGAAGAUAGUAGGAAACCACAAGAAUUUUCUAGUUCCACCACGGCUCCUGUCGAAUUAUCUGCUGCUGAUUCGAACUGGGUGCAAUCGCAAGCGCCGGGUGCCCAACUGCCUUCAGAGCUUGAGCACGUUUCCAGAGACCAUCAGAAAGUGUUAGGUCUUGGAGGCAUCGGACGAACGGCUGGCCAAUAA
This is a messenger RNA of Truncatella angustata, 1104 nucleotides long. RefSeq lists its product as uncharacterized. NCBI's taxonomy places the organism in Eukaryota, Fungi, Ascomycota, Sordariomycetes, Amphisphaeriales, Sporocadaceae. Bases 1 to 1104 code for a protein of 367 amino acids. The record is from RefSeq and is a predicted model, not a curated record. The transcript has 2 exons.